This is a messenger RNA of Cantharellus anzutake, 252 nucleotides long. RefSeq lists its product as uncharacterized. The transcript is spliced from 2 exons. Bases 1 to 252 code for a protein of 83 amino acids. The record is from RefSeq and is a predicted model, not a curated record. NCBI's taxonomy places the organism in Eukaryota, Fungi, Basidiomycota, Agaricomycetes, Cantharellales, Hydnaceae.
AUGUCCCAAACCAGCUCAAACCCAGCUGCUACUGCAGCCGCUACCACCACUUCCUCAUCAAUCGACAACCCUAGAUUUCCUAUCGUGGCCUUAGAUGCCGAGGGUAAGAAUUAUCGAAUAUGGGCAUCGAGAAUGGAAUCCGUCCUCAAAGUCGGGCAUAUGUGGAACGUAGUCAAAGCUAGGGGGGUUCUCAGGACGUUUGAUGAGGGCCUAGAGGCUCUUAUUGUAUGGGAACAUCCUAGGACGUCCUGA